AUGUCUAUCGGCACCUUCCUGGCCGAUGAAAGCCUUGGCUCCUGGGCCGAUGAGAUGGAGGAUAUGCCUUUGCCUUGUAAUUGCAUAGCUCCUCCUUCCCAACUCAGCUACGGAGGUGACCGCCGCGGCGCUGGCCCUCUUUCCGGUGGAUUCGGCAAUGGCUUUAAUGACCGUGGUGGAUAUGCGAUCAGAGAGCCUCUCCCACUUCCUACUCAACCCCCUUACACCGCUCACGUUGGAAACCUUUCUUUUGAGGCGACCUCGGCCGAUAUCAACGACCUGUUUGCUGGGUGUGGCGUGACGAACGUCCGUAUCGUUGAAGAUAAGUUGACAGGAAGCCCGAAGGGCUUCGGCUAUGUGGAAUUUGAGACCGUCGACGGCUUGAAGAAGGCCCUUGACCUCUCAGGAACCACCCUUCAGGGAAGAGCGAUUCGUGUCAGCAUCGCUGAGCCCCCCAAGGAGCGUGAUGUCAAGGAGCUUGACUGGACUCGCAAGGGCCCCUUGCCCGCGCCCGAGCAACCUCCCCGUCGUGUGCCCGACCGCUCGACUUUCGGACGUAACCUCGACAACCUCUCCGAUGCCGGUAGCGAACGUGUCGGUGGUCGUCGCAACUUCGAGUCGGAUGGAAAGGUGCGCGAUUUCGGCAACUGGGAGCGCAAGGGUCCUCUUUCUCCGGUGACUGGACCAGUCAGAGAAGGUGGCCGUCCUCGCAGCAACGAGGGCCCCGGUUUCAGAAGAAGCUCGCCCGCUUGGGGUGAGGGACGCUCUCAGGAUGGCUCGAGACCCCCGCGCCGCGAAUUCCAGGAGCGCGCACCCACUGCCGCCGAACUCGAUAACUCAUGGAGAGCCAGAAUGCGCCCCGAUCAGGCCCCUGCCAAGGAACCCAAGAGACAAGUUGAGGAACGUCGUCAACUAGCGCUCCGUCAGAAGAAGGAGGCCGAAGAGAAGGCCAAGGCCGAGAAAGCCGAGAAGCAGCGCCAAUCCAAGGAGCAGGCCAAGAGCGAGAAGCCUGUGCCAGCCGCCGAUCCCAACGGCAAGGACAGCAUGGACAUCCCUCAAGGCGGAAAGAACUUCGAGAUCCUCCGGCAGGCCGGUGAGGAUGAAAGCGGUGCUGCUGAACAAGAGCAACCGGAAAAAGCCCCUGCCGCUGCUGUGGGUGAUGAGGCCUCGAAGCAGGCUCCCGCCGGCAAGGCGAACGGUAACUGGCGAAGCGGAGGUCCUGCUCAGCCCGCCGAGGCUGCCGCAGACGAAGAAGGCUGGAGCACUGUGAGCUCGAGGCAACGCAGCAACCGUCGUGGGCAGUCUGGACGUACAUUCGCAUAG
Molecule: messenger RNA, 1323 nt
Organism: Aspergillus novofumigatus IBT 16806
Lineage: Eukaryota; Fungi; Ascomycota; Eurotiomycetes; Eurotiales; Aspergillaceae
Product: translation initiation factor 4B
Exons: 6
Coding region: 1-1323 (440 amino acids)
Molecular function (GO): RNA binding
Source: RefSeq, a predicted model, not a curated record